AUGUCCACCAAUGCAGGACAAAAUAACCCUCCUUCGAAAGCAAUAAACAUCUCAAAUACCCCGGCAGCACCUGGAACAUUCCACUCGACAACUGCAACAGACACCAACGCGCAGCGGCGUACUGGGGGUUCUGGCAGCUUUGGGGCAGGACAAUCUUCACGGAACUCUCCUACUGCAAGGAAUACCCAGAGUCGAAAGAACCAGCCCAGGCGUCAAAAGCAGUCACGGUUAUUGGAUGACGAUGAAUAUAGUGAAUCGGCCGUGAUGAAAUCAACCAAUAGUCGUAAGGGCCAAACGUCCAUUACUCAUCUGAUGAACUUUUCUCUUCCUCCUCGACCACAGUAUCAACCACCACCUCGCAACACCCGGCGGUAUAAUAAUUGGGGUGCCGGAUCUGGACAUCAUGCUGUAGACAAAGCUCGUUAUGUUCAUGCGAACUAUCGAUUUAUCGUGUCUCCCGAUCGCAAUUACCAUGCACAAGCAGCCAAUGCUGACGUUCAUUUGGAUUGGGCGUCGGUGCUUCAGGUGCUAGUGUCCGCCCAGACUCAGGCUGCCAGCUGCCCUAUUUGCUUGUCAACACCAGUGGCGCCACGCAUGGCUCGAUGUGGCCAUAUCUUCUGUCUUCCCUGUUUGAUUAGAUAUAUGCACGCGUCGGAAGAAGAGAAUUCUCUUCCAGAAAAGCGUACCCGGUGGAAGAAAUGUCCAAUCUGCUGGGAUUCUAUCUACUCUUCCGAGACUCGUCCUGUUAGGUGGUUCCGAGGACAAGAAGGCGAUAUACCAUUCGAAGGUGGAGAUGUUGUGCUAAGAUUAGUCAAGCGCGAAACUGGGAGCACUCUUGCCCUUCCUCGCGAUGGCGCUGAGACUCUGGGCAAAGGAGAGGAUAUCCCUUGGUAUCAUGUGGCGGAAGUUGCUGACUAUGCUCGGAUCAUGAAAGGAGGUGAAGAUUACAUGAUUUCGCAGUACGAUGGUGAGAUCGAAGACCUUCGUCGACAAGAAGUUGAAGACGAGCUCUUGUUCGGCGACGAAAAUACUUGGACUCGAAAGGCGAUAUCAUCCAUCAACGCCGCAAAGGCAAUUGUAAAUGGUAUUGGCAAUCCACCAGAAGUCCAGCGCCAUCUUGCUGCCUCUAAGUCAAUCAGCCAACCAACAGCCGAGACUGAGGUCACCCCAGCUCAAUCCGAUGCACUUAACGGCCCGUCCACCGAACAAGUUCCGGCUCCUAGCAUAGAUUCCUCGUCAGCAGGCUCUGCCACUACCUCCGGCGAUACAGAACAGCUAUCUGAGGCUAUGAAUAAUGUGCAAUUAAAAUCAGAGUCCAGCUCCAAAUCACAUCAGAAGAGUAAGGGCAAAGAGGUCCAAGGAUCACAUCCAUCUGAUGAACCCUACUACUUCUACCAAGCCUUGCCACAGUUCUAUUUGUCGUCCCUUGACAUCCGAAUUCUUAAGGCCGCUUUCAACGAAUACGCAUCGUUUCCAGCGACAAUACUACCCCGAGUGGAACAUAUCUCGACGGGUCACAUUGUUGAUGACGAACUUCGCAAACGCUUCAAAUAUCUUGCCCAUCUGCCUUACGGGUGUGAGGUGAAUUUCCUUGAAUGUGACUGGCGAGACGUUGUCGUUCCCGAAGUCCUUGCGAAUUUCCGUACAGAGACCGAACGGAGACGAAAGCGCAACCGCGAGAAAGAAGCGCGUGAGGAGAAGGAUCGCAUCCGUGCAGAGAAGGAAGAAGAUGAUAAACGUUGGGCCGCGGCACGGCGCAAGCAGCCGAGUAUUGAAAGUGCCAGUGAUGCUCCCUUCUCUGCCCAUGACUUUUUACCAUUAUCCAGCAACGACCCUGCGUUGUUUGACACCGGCGCUUCUUCCGCCUCCCCGCCCCGUGCAUCCUCACAAUUUGGGGCUUUGGCUACUCCUUCUUCCAGUCCACCAGGCUCCCGCACUGUCUGGGGAACCACCGCUAUCCCAUCGCUUUCUACGGGUCUAGAGCCUCAGCACGAAGGGUCUCGUGACGGGUGGCUACACAAUUGGGAGGACGAGCUCCUGGCCCAUCAAGAGUCAGAGGUGAUGGCUAUGACAGCACCUAGUGGGCCCUCAUCCUCAUCAGGACCGUCCAAUAGUGGCGGCAAGAAAAAGAAGAAAGGCAAGAUUACAUUGAUGUCCACUAACAGCCACCGUGGUGCUUAA
Molecule: messenger RNA, 2181 nt
Organism: Penicillium malachiteum
Lineage: Eukaryota; Fungi; Ascomycota; Eurotiomycetes; Eurotiales; Aspergillaceae
Product: RING-type E3 ubiquitin transferase MAG2
Exons: 2
Coding region: 1-2181 (726 amino acids)
Biological process (GO): positive regulation of transcription by RNA polymerase II
Molecular function (GO): metal ion binding; transcription cis-regulatory region binding
Source: RefSeq, a predicted model, not a curated record